Messenger RNA from Trichomonas vaginalis G3, 807 nucleotides. RefSeq lists its product as uncharacterized. NCBI's taxonomy places the organism in Eukaryota, Parabasalia, Trichomonadida, Trichomonadidae. The record is from RefSeq and is a predicted model, not a curated record. Bases 1 to 807 code for a protein of 268 amino acids. The transcript has a single exon.
AUGAUAUUUUUGUGCUUUGGAUUGCUAAGGGCUGCUGAUCAAACUCAUAAUAUAGACAAAGAGGGCGCAUCACAAAUAUACUUUUCAAAUACAGAAGACUAUCAUUCACUAGAAUUUCCAAGUUCAUCUACGAAUAAAAUUUAUACUUACGCCGUUCUUUAUAACUACGAAGAUUUUAAAAUCAAAUCAGGAUCUCUCAAAGAAGUUAGUGUAAAUGUCAAGUCAAUGAAAAUAAAAGCUCUUAAAGAAAACAUAAAUCUAACAUUUACUUUUGUAAAGCCUUCCUCAGUCUGCACAACAUAUGAUUUUCACUUUGGCCCACUUGAAGAGGCAACAAAAGUCGAAUCUGCAUCAAAUGCAUGCUUCUUUUUAUUCGGUUACCCGAAAAUUUCGGUUGAUUCUACAGGGUUUGAAAAAAUUUAUGAAUAUGAUACAUUUGUUCAAUUAAGAACAUUAAAGCCCAUUGCUAAAAUUUCUAAAAUAAAUGUUGAGGGCUAUACUUCAGAGAAUUAUACAUUCACCCAAGGUUAUUAUUAUUUGAACUCCGAAAAUCAUUUUCUAGAAGGUAAACCUUUGGAUUUAACAACAACUUCUGACUCCAGAGCGGCUAUUUUAGCAGUUAUUAUUAUCGUCCCGAUUAUUGUAUUAACAGCAAUGAUUGUUGGUGGCUGGUUCUUAUUCCAGUAUUUCGCCAACAAAAAUAAUGAAGAGGGAAAUAACGUUCCUGCAAGCCGCAUGGAGCCAAUUAAUGUUGAAGAAAAACGGGACAAUGGUGAUUCCUCUUCUUCCUCCUCCUCAUCAGACUGA